AUGAGUGACCGCUAUCUAGAGCAAAGGAUUAGUAUAAAAUUUUGCGUGAAGUUGAACAAGUCUGCAAGUGAGACCCACUGUCUUUUAAAAGAAGCUUAUGGGAACGAAGUCAUGUCGAGGGCCAGAGUUUUUGACUGGCACAAAAGGUUUAAAGAAGGGCGGGAAGAUGUUCGAGAUGAUGCCCGAAGUGGCCGUCCAGUUACUCACCGGACGGAUGAAAAUAUCCAGAAGGUCAAGGACUUGGUUGAUUCAAACAGGCAGUUAACAGUGAGGAUGAUGGCUGCGAAGUUACAUUUAGAUAAAGAAACGGUUAGACUUAUUCUGAAAGAAAACUUGAACAUGAGAAAAGUUUCUGCCAAAGUUAUGCCGGGUAUUUUGAAGGGUGAUCCUAAACCUCGGAAACUUGACUUCCUUUCUGAUCUUUCCAAAGAAACUAGGAAAAAUCGCUUGUGUGUGAAGAAAGAGAUAGUUAUUUGUGUUUUCUGGGUCUGCACGGUCGAUAAAUUUUCAAUGAGCAGUGAUUCUGUUCCUCAUCUUUCGCUUUAUGGGACUUCAGGGAAUGAAAGCAUAACAUCCUGCUUUCCCAUAAGUUCUCUGGCCGCUACCCUGGCACCAAUUAAAGACAUGUCUAUGCAAUUAAUCAAAACCAAUUUGGAAGCACUCUGGCGCUGCUCCUCUGAUGUGCUGCCUGCUCCACAUACAGUAGUUCCUCAGCUGCAGCCAUGGAGCCAGGCACAUAGGAACUUUUGAUGAACUGGCUGUACUGGCCCCAAGUGUUAACUAUGUCAUCUGACAUGACUAAUGAGGCUCCCAACUUGAUCUGUGUGAGCGGAGCAGCCCUGCUGUCUGGAGGAGGCUCAGUUUCCACAGCCAGCCUCGGAAGAGGCUGCAACGUGCAUGGUACACACUCCAUCAUGUCAGCUGGAGUCCUGGAGGCCUCUAGUGUUGGAGCUGGGAGUCAUCCACCGGGAGGGUGAUGGAAACUGUGGACUAAGCUCUAUGCUGGGCGCUGGAGGGAAUGCGAACCAAUUUAAACUUCUAGCUAAGCCUCCUCAUUCUGUAGAUAUGGAAACCAAGACCCAGCAAAUAUGUGGAACUUGCUAGACACCUGAGCGUUGGGGAGAGAAAUAAAGGAGAAGAGAUGGUCCCUA
Messenger RNA from Eptesicus fuscus (big brown bat), 1151 nucleotides. RefSeq names its product GVQW motif containing 3 (gene GVQW3). NCBI's taxonomy places the organism in Eukaryota, Metazoa, Chordata, Mammalia, Chiroptera, Vespertilionidae. The record is from RefSeq and is a predicted model, not a curated record.